UACGCGUGCGCAAUGACCCCUAGAUCCUUCCCUGAUGGACAAGGAAGUCGAGAUAAACGAAAAACCAGGUGACAACUCGAACUUGUCAACUGAGAACAUUUCCAAGAUUUCACGAGCAUUUGGUAUGGUGUCACAUUUUAUUUGCGCCCUCUUCACGGGGUUCGUAGUAUACACUGCCUGGCCUGGAUCCAGUCUAUUCUCAUGGCAUCCUACCCUGAUGACAAUUGCAUUUGCUCUCCUUGUGGCUGAAGCAUUGUUUAUGUUUUCACCAGAAAGUUCCCUGGCGUUAAAAUCACCUCGAAGUGACAAGAUCAAAUAUCAUUGGAUUCUUCACACAUUGGCACUCGUUUUUGGUUCCUUGGGAUUCUUUGCCAUUUUUUACAACAAAGUUCUCAACGACAAGUUACACUUCCAAUCAUGGCAUGGAAGAAUUGGACUGAUAACAAUUGUUUACUUUUCAUCACAGUGUCUUGCUGGCUCAACACUACUCUAUCCAAAUUUUAUGAAAUUCAUUCGUCUUGCUGAUAAGAAAUUAUACCAUGCUACUUCAGGGACAGUGUUGUUUGCAUUGUUAAAUUUAAGUUUAGUUUUGGGGAUGUGUUCAAGCUGGUUUACCACGCAGGUUACUGGAACAGCUUGGUAUGCAUGCAUCCUCUGUCCACUGUUGACCACUCUUAUGGUGACCAUCCAGGUAUCCAAUGCUUAUAUUCGGACCAAGAAGGUUAGUCGCCCUAAAAAUUAAAUACAGUAUAUCAGUUAAGUCUAUGCUUAUUUUGAUGGUGCCAUUACCACAAUUAUUCAUCAAACUUUAAAAAGUGCCGAAAUGUUGGUAAAAAGAUCCAGCAAGUAAUUGUUGUGGCAGCAGUCCAACGGAGAUAAUGACUGCUGAAUGUUAAUGACCUGUUUUGUGCCCUCGCCAGGAUACGGCGGAAUUGUGUCUUCAGAAAAUCCCAUAUGAUGUCGUAUAUAAUGUCGUUUUGAAAGUGCAUCGUCCAUCUUAAAGCAUAUCAAUUUUCUGUGUCUGGGUGCAUGUCUGGGUACGGGUACAUGUAGGCCCUUUGUAUUCGUCUUCAGUCAUACAAAGUAGUUGAGACAGAGCACUGGUAUUCAUUAUCACUAUCAAUAUUAUUCUUGCAUGUUUAUCUGUCUCUCUGCUGUAAGUAUUAUGCAAAUAGUUUUGUAUUUUCUGUGUUCUAAUUUUAUACAUUGUUAUGAUACGUCAGUACCACAGCUAGAGAGUCUGGUGGCCUUGGCUUGUGUGUCAUCUGCUGGGGGGAUUUACAUGAACUCCAGGAUAUAGAUUGCGAUGUCCUGUAUGGUGGUUAGGGAGGUUGAAGCCGUGCCCUAUGAUAUCGUGGCGACAUUUUAGAGACGCUGUAAAAGUGGCCUUGAAAGCAUUCUAGUAAGGAACAUUUUGUUCCGCCGACACACUAUUUGUGACAUUGUCCGCAUUGAAUGCCAUGCCGAUCUACCGUCAUUGUGCGUAUAAUAUCCAUCCUUCAAAGGAGGAGACUUUAGGAUUGACAUUCACUGUCCGCAUGAUUGAAUGCAAUAAAUCACAUUGUUACUCUCACAACAAA
Lineus longissimus is the source of this 1580-nucleotide messenger RNA. RefSeq names its product transmembrane reductase CYB561D2-like. The transcript is spliced from 3 exons. The record is from RefSeq and is a predicted model, not a curated record. Gene Ontology annotation, molecular function: heme binding; transmembrane monodehydroascorbate reductase activity. NCBI's taxonomy places the organism in Eukaryota, Metazoa, Nemertea, Pilidiophora, Heteronemertea, Lineidae. The coding region runs from base 35 to 742 and encodes 235 amino acids.